This is a messenger RNA of Pimephales promelas (fathead minnow), 1843 nucleotides long. It is a transcript of the gene sde2, whose product is annotated as SDE2 telomere maintenance homolog (S. pombe). Lineage: Eukaryota; Metazoa; Chordata; Actinopteri; Cypriniformes; Leuciscidae. Gene Ontology annotation, cellular component: nucleus. The record is from RefSeq and is a predicted model, not a curated record.
UAGCUUUUACCGGAAGUUUAUAAGCACAUCUUCGAAAACACAGACAGAGGAGAAGAAAACAUGGAGCUCUUCGUGAUUUCACCGAAUUUGAGGUUUACUAACCUGACUGUCGGCCCGGAUUCCACUGUCAGCGAUCUUAUCAGUCAUUUUGCCGUUAAAGAGGGCGUCUGUUGUACGGAUUUCUAUGUGAAGAGUAAUGGCCGUGUCUCUGACAGUGAUGACCCUCUUCAGUCCGGAGUUGUUUACCGUCUGGAGCCUCGGUUACGAGGAGGCAAAGGAGGAUUUGGCUCUAUGUUGAGGGCCCUCGGUGCACAAAUCGAAAAGACCACAAACCGCGAGGCCUGCAGAGAUCUUAGUGGAAGAAGACUUCGAGACGUCAAUCAUGAGAAAGAAAUGGCAGAGUGGUUGAAAAAGCAAUCCGACCGAGAGGCGGAAAAGGAGCAGCGUCGUCUAGAGCGGAUUCAGAGGAAGUUGGCCGAGCCAAAACAUUAUUUCACUGACCCGAAGUAUGAACAGCAGUGCCACGACCUCUCAGAGAGACUGGAGGACUCUGUAUUGAAAGGCAUGCAGGCUUCCUCUAGUGGUCUCGUUCAGGCGGACGAGAAACUGAGCCGCAAGCGUCCGUCACCAACCGACGGCCAAAAGAAAGCAAAGAAGACGUGUUUCUGGUCUGGCAUUGGAGAACUGGAAGACAUGGGCAGCUCUGGUGAAGGAAGUGAUGACAGUGACAGCGAGGGCUCUCCAUCCACCUCUGGGGCUUCUUGUAGCUCAGAUAUUUCCAAACCAGCUGUGCCAGCUUCAACCACCAGGGGGAGCGACAGGACAGAACCUCAGGGCCAGCCCAGCAGCACCAGCAGCUCCUCCUCGAGUCCAACGAGCUCCCCAACACACAACCAGGAAGAGGUGCAGGAGGAGGCCGAGAAGGAACGUACAGCUGAUGAUAUCAGCCAAAACAGCAGCACAGAAGAGAAGUUGCAGGUCGAUAUCAGCCAAAAUGGCAGCACUGGAGAGAAGAUGGAGGUUGAUAUCAGCCAAAACAUUGGCACAGAAGAAGAGAAAGUUCAGGUUGAUCUCAGUCAAAAUCGCAGCACAGAAGAGAAGGUGCAGGAUGACAUCAUUAAAAACUGCAGCACCGAACAGAAGUUGCCGGUUGCGCCCACAGAAGCACAGAGCGGCCCAGCCGAGAGCAGUCAGGCACUGGAAGUGGCGGAGGGUCCACUGGAUCUGCUCUCUGCGAGUGGGCCGGAGCAGCUGGAGGCCUUGGGUCUGGAGCGGCUGAAGAAAGAGCUGAUGGAACGAGGGAUGAAGUGUGGAGGAACGCUGCAGGAACGGGCUGCCCGUCUGUUCUCCGUCAGAGGACUGGCUGCGGAUCAGAUUGACCCUGCGCUCUUGGCCAAAGCCAGCAAAGCCAAGGGCAAGAAGAAAUAACGUGCUGUUCCUAAACAGUCAACUGUUUUUGACUUGCGCUUUGCUUUGCGGUGUGUUUGUAAAAAUCUAACACCUCAUUUUGAAAAAUUCCCAGUUUGGGAGAAUUAAGUUUGUUUUUAUUUUUCUUUCUGGUCAGAUGCUAAACAAUUCAAUGUAUUUUUCUGUUAGUAAAACAUCACAAGUUACGUAAGCUGCGACUGUGUACCAUAAAUCCUUCGAUUACUUAGUCAUUGUAAAUAGCUAUUUUGAUUCAUACAGAUGUGUACUGGAAAUCAGUCACGUUUAUGAUGUGGUUGGGAUAGAUUUUCAACAGUCCACUUAUUUUUAGCCAACCGUUUGUUCACAUUGCGCAGUAUUUGAUUUUAUGGUCCAUUUUGCUCUUGAUUUUAUGGUUGAGUAAAAUAUUGUUGCACUA